AUGCUUCGCGUAUUUUUGGUUCAUCGGAAUUCGUCCUCCUGUGUUCGCCUUCGGGACACAGAUGGUUCCCAAAAGCGGGCAGGAAUGCCUGAGGUACAAGGGGAGUGGUGGAGUGAGCCGCAGCAGGAUCACAGCUUCGGGCCUGGAGUUGCGAGAGCUGAGGCGCCACAACUACAAGUCGUCGGUGCUGCCCAACAAGGCCGCCUCCUACCUCGAGCACCGGCGAGCCCGCACCGGCAGGGUUAUGAACAUGGGCCAGAAGAUAUCAACUGUGAAGAGGGUAUGUGGAUAACCUCUUCAUGGUUAGGUCCUACUAAAUCAUCAAGAUUCAAGCCCGAUCAUCCGAUCAUGACAAUCCAGAGAGAAAGAAGUAUAUCGGAAUCGUUCACGGACGAGGGAAGUCAAGUCGCGGUUGGUAGCGCUUUUUCCCGAAGCGGACAAAGACAGGAAGUCCAAUUAGACGAAGUCAUCCUGAGGAUGAUCAGAGAACCAUGGAGGGACUUUAAUAUUCAACAGCGAUGGUCGGCCUUGGGCAGUUCUCGAGCCUUCAGACCAUGCAGGAGACAAAGCAGUUGUUCUUCAGGAGCUGACUGCAGGGCAAAGACCCUCCCAAGGACUGCUUCUUCUGAAGAGCACAAGGUUGUGUACGAGGCAGCUGUGGCCACCAUAUGCCUCUCCUCUCUCUUGUCUUCCUUCGUUACGUAA
This is a messenger RNA of Nezara viridula (southern green stink bug), 705 nucleotides long. The record is from the annotation of a GenBank genome assembly. NCBI's taxonomy places the organism in Eukaryota, Metazoa, Arthropoda, Insecta, Hemiptera, Pentatomidae.